ACUCUUUUGAACACUGGUUUUUGACUAGUCGCUGGUGUGACUACCUGUGGCUAUCACUCUGACACUUAUCCUCGUAUGCACAAGUGCCUUUUGAACCGUUGUCGCGUGUCCUGAAGUGACGAGAUAAAGAAGGUCGGUUACUCUUCUUGGACUAUUUUUUUACCUCAGCUUUUCGCCCGAAGCAUAGGAUUUUGUUUUGAACAUUAUCUGAGGAUCUAUCUCAGUGUACACCAGCACAUAUAGCUGAGGUAAUCAGCUGUAGUGGAAUUUUUGUGGUAUUUGCACCUUGAAAGUGGGGAAGUGUCACAACGCUCCCGGCGACUUAAUGCUCCUGUCACACAAGAGACGCACUAACUCUGAUUUAAUAUUUAAUAAUAUAGCCAUUUAAACUUACGCUGUCAUAGGUGUACUCAGUCAUUUAGACUUAUAAGACAUUCAAGAAAACAAUAUUUGGGACUGGAUGAACUUGGAAUAGCUAACUUAAGAAAAAAAGGUAAAGUUUUUUUUUUCGCAUACGAAAGUUUGCAUUCCUGUCCUACGGGAAAACUUCUACAGAUGAUGGAGCUCCCUGCGGAAACCCGAUGGAUGAUGCAUGCUCAUCAUUCAGCUUUAAUUGCUACCUCAGAAUCGGUGUCUCCACACGCUGGUUUAGGACAUAGUUCGGGAUAUAUGGAGCCAGGUACCCCAUUAUUGCCACCAGACGAGGUGGAUGUAUUUCUCAGUCAUCUGGACUCUCAAGGAAACCCCUAUUAUCACACACAAGGGUCCCACUCCCAUACUCGUGCACGAAUGUCUUACAGUCAAACGCAUGCACGGCUUACGGGUGGCUCAAUGUGUCGAUCUCACCUUAUCCACAGUCAAGGUCUUUCUAUCCUGGACAACAGCAAAUCGACCUUUCCGGUGACCCAGCACCACAGUACAUGGGCCGUCAACCACCUGGGCAAAGCAGUUCUUCAUUCAACAAUUGCCGAGAGCUCAAACGGCCUGUACACGGGCACCGGAGCGCAUGGCCCGGGUUCGAUGUCGUGCCUGUCAAUGACGCAACACUGCAGCCCUCAGCUCUACUGCCUGCCCCCUACUCCACCCAAAGAUGCGUCCCCUGACCCUGCUUGUUCUGUGGUGAGGGACGCUGGGAAGUACCAUCUGCCUCUUGUCGACGGGAUGAAGAUCGAGUGCUCUAGACCAAUCCGUGGCAAUCUGGCACAAACUACAGCUCAUGUACCUUCAUUUUCUGAAUACGCACUAGCUGGAGCACACGAGUACCCAGGCAGUGUGUUUCAUUCCAGAAGUCUGCUUGGGAGCAGCGCGAGCAACAUGACGUCAAAAUACAAAAGUAAAAGCCACGCUUUCUCAGAAGGGCGUGAAUGUGUGAACUGUGGAGCUACAUCAACUCCUUUGUGGCGGAGAGAUGGAUCAGGUCAUUAUCUGUGUAAUGCAUGUGGUCUAUAUCACAAAAUGAAUGGCCAGAACCGACCCCUCAUCAGACCCAAGCGCCAACUGUCAGCAUCUAGACGAGCAGGUACCUGUUGUGCCAACUGCCAGACAGGGACCACCACACUUUGGAGACGUAAUUCCAAUGGAGAACCUGUCUGUAAUGCCUGUGGUCUAUACUACAAACUACAUAAUGUGAACCGUCCACUUACUAUGAAGAAAGAUGGGAUACAGACACGCAAUAGGAAAAUGUCAGGCAAACUUAAGAAGAGGAGAGGAGAACAUUUUCAGCAAUUUGACAGUUGUGUGCAUGAGAAACCAUCCACCUUCAGCCACAUCACCAACAUACCCCACCCCUUUAAUAUGACCCAAUCAAUCCAAUUACAUCCCGCAUUCAGUCACAGCAGCUUAGUCACUGCUAUGGGCUGAGAGACACUUGUAGAAGAUCCUAUACUUAAUGAACACAUUAACUGCAUUCUUCAGUUUUAAUGUUCAGGUCAAGGACAUUUCGUUAAUGUUUCAGGCUCAAAUGUUCAUUAUGCAAAUCUCAAAAUUCUACUCAUUCUUGAUUUAAAAUAUUGCACUUUAUUUUGUGGUUUUCUGAAAUGUGAUGUAAACCAACCCAGAAUCCUACUGUUGUACACCAUGAGUUUAACAGCUUAUCAUUAAUAAAUAACCCCUAUUUAUUUAAAUAUAAUCACAAUUCCAAAAUGUUUAUGCCUCUUCAUGUCAUCUAUAGCACUGCACCUUAUGCAACUGAAUUAGAAGCAGCCCUGCAUUAAAAAAAGGAUAAUAUAAACCUGUCCCUAAACCAUUUGCCAUUAUAUAACUAUAUUUCUUUUUUUUCUAAUUUCUUUUUUCUUUGUUCUUAUUUUCAAGCGUUAAACUAGUAUCAACAUCAAUAUUAUCAAUUAAUAUUUUCUGUACACACAUGCAUUAACACAUACAUUAAUACACUUUUACUGUGUGCUUGUUUUACAUUUUAUUUAAUAAAUGAUUUAAACAGUG
Carassius carassius (crucian carp) is the source of this 2439-nucleotide messenger RNA. RefSeq names its product GATA-binding factor 2-like. The coding region runs from base 556 to 1860 and encodes 434 amino acids. The transcript has 5 exons. Gene Ontology annotation, cellular component: nucleus. Lineage: Eukaryota; Metazoa; Chordata; Actinopteri; Cypriniformes; Cyprinidae. Gene Ontology annotation, biological process: negative regulation of transcription by RNA polymerase II; positive regulation of transcription by RNA polymerase II; cell fate commitment. Gene Ontology annotation, molecular function: RNA polymerase II cis-regulatory region sequence-specific DNA binding; zinc ion binding; DNA-binding transcription factor activity, RNA polymerase II-specific. The record is from RefSeq and is a predicted model, not a curated record.